CACAGAAGUCGCAACCACUAUUGCGCUUCUUCUCCGCUGCCGUACGUCGGAAAAUCUUGGCCGGCAAAAAAAAAAAAAAGAUUCCAAGAAAAGAAAAUAAAAAACAGACCCAAACAAACCGCAACAUUAACCCGAAAAUUCAGCUCCUCACACAAAUCGCAAGUUGGAGUGCUGUUGUUGAAUGGCAGAAAGAAAAAAACUAACAAGAAAAGAAAGUUUGUUAUGAACAGGUGUUUGAACAAAGCUUCUUCUUCGUCUUUUCGAACACUGAUUCUUAUUCUCAUCCUCAUUCUCUUUAUAUAAAAAUACCUCUUUCUUUUAUCUCUUUUUGAGUUCAAUCUCUUUUCUCUCUGUGACAUAAUCAUGGGAGGAUUGAAGGUUGUUACUCCAUGUUUGCAAUGGUCAUUACCUCAUUAUUCCCCUUCUUCUUCUCCUUCCUCUUGUUCUCAAACCCUAGCUUCUGCGAUUUCAUCCCCUUCUUAUGUAUAUUCCUAUGCUUCGUCAAAACGACGCAGUUUUAAUCCUUCCCUAUCGUGCCGAUUCGUCCACCCUUGCACACUCUUCAAAACGACGUCGUUUCUCCACAAGUCUCGAUCCUUAGAUUUUCACAAUCACCUCUUCUCUACCAACACCAGAACACCGAUCAGAAGAUCUUGUAGCGCGAGCUUAGAUUCCUUCUCCGACGAGGAAUUCGCUAAGAAGAUCGAAGACUUGACCCUCGGGUUCCAGCUCAACGAAGACGAUUCAGAUUCGGAUACCACUUCUUCUCCAACCUCGUCCUCGAAUUUCGUGAAUGGGCAGAGCAUCCCGGAGCCGCCGUGGAUGGUGUCCGGCGGUGGAGAGGAGAUAAUAAUUCCGGCGAACAUAGAGCGGAAAGCGAACAGCGUGGAGCUUCCGUUCUCAUUGAGGAUCAUCAAGAAGAAGCUCCAAUGGAAGGAAGGUUUUAGGGAGGCAGGGGAAUCCGCGUGCUGUUCGGUGAAGAAAGCGUUCUCUUCUAUGGUGUUCAUCAUUCGAGAGCUCCAUAGCUACACCCUCCAGAUGAGAGAGACUCUCUGCUACCAAGACCUACAAGGAAUCCUCGAGAGGGUACAAACGGAAAUGCACGCUUCCUUCGUUUGGCUCUUCCAGCAAGUGUUCUCACACACGCCUACUCUCAUGGUUUAUGUCAUGAUCUUGCUCGCCAAUUUCACCGUUCAUUCCAUGGGACACAACGCCGCCGUCAUGGCCGCCGUGAAUCCACCUACGCUGACCAUGGAGAUGGAGGAAGAGGAGUCUGUCAGUGAUAAUCAGAGCGGAUUUGAUUCCUCUGCGGUAAAGACAUUCACCGUGUCAUCAUCUAACGGGAAGAAAACGACUUCAGUUGGUGGCGGAAACGGUGGUGGAGGGAAAUUCCGGCCAGCGGCGCACGGAACCGACGGGGAAGGCCGGUCUGACCGGUCGGACCGGCACCAGGGAACGGUUUUCCCUGACGGUUUGUCGUCGACGCAGUCUCAGGUUUACAGAACAGGGGAGAGCAAUAACAAUAAUAAUAAUAAUGCGGAGUCUUCGUCAGUGGAGGAGGAGGAAGAGGAGCUGUGGAGUUCGAUGGUGGAGGAAGCUUCUAGAAUGGAGGAUGUGAAUCGUGGCUCGAUGAAACAGUUCAUUUCGCCCGUAACAGCCAAGAUGGAGAGUGAUGACUAUGCUGAGUAUCUGAGAACGGAGUUGGUUUACCAAACGGGCUUGUCCAAGGAACCAAACAACUCUCUUCUUCUCUCAAACUAUGCUCAGUUCCUCUACCUCGUUGCACAUGAUUACGACAGAGCGGAAGAAUACUUCAAGAAGGCAAUAGGGGUGGAACCUCGUGAUCCAGAGGCAUUCAAUAAGUACGCAACGUUUCUAUGGAAAGCAAAGAAUGAUUUGUGGGCUGCAGAAGAGACUUAUUUGGAAGCAAUUUCAGCUGAGCCUACAAACUCUUUCUAUGCCGCUGAUUAUGCUCAUUUCCUAUGGAACACUGGUGGGGAAGACACUUGUUACCCUUUGUCAUCUGAUGCCUCCCAAGAACUUUAAUUGGAAUAAAUAUCUCAAGAAGAAACAAAAAAAUAAAAUAUAUGUAAAAGAGUAUAGAGAAAAUAAGGGAAAAAAAUUUUCAAAGCAAAAUAAAAAAGAGAAGUUUUGUAGGUUAUGUUUUGUUCUAAAUUUUUUUAUUGAGUGAAGAUGAGGGAAAUAGGAGAGGUGGGGUUUUGUUUUGUUAUAUAACUCUUUGUAAUUAUAAUUGUACAUAGCUCUUUUUACAAUGGCUCAUUUUGAGCUUAUUGGGUCACGUUUUGUGCAAUCGAAUGUGCAAUUAUAAUUAUAAUUAGUUAUGUGAUUUUGAUGGAGAAGACGGUGGCUGUGAGGUGGCGUUUUGGAGAGGCAAGGCGAUGCAUGGAUUGUGUUGUUGAAAUAUUUAAUUUUGGCUUGGCAAGUUGGCAAUAAACGGCACUGCGUUUCAUAUGGGAAGAUGAAGGGUGGAGUGUGAAAGGGGAAAUGGGACCUUUUCACCUUUGGCUCUCUCAAAAUGUGUUGAUAAGGUUUAUGCUUGGUUGGAUGUCAUUGAAGCAGGAUUUGCUUUUUGCACAUAUUUAAUCACACUAAUGUUUCUUAUCUUUGUUUUGUUCACACUUCACAUACUUAGUGUAAUGAUGUUUAAUCACAUGGCAAAUUGUAAUUAAUCCUUCCUUGUUAAUGUGAUGCCGUUUUUGGAUA
Arachis stenosperma is the source of this 2724-nucleotide messenger RNA. RefSeq lists its product as uncharacterized. Gene Ontology annotation, molecular function: protein binding. NCBI's taxonomy places the organism in Eukaryota, Viridiplantae, Streptophyta, Magnoliopsida, Fabales, Fabaceae. The record is from RefSeq and is a predicted model, not a curated record. The transcript is spliced from 3 exons. The coding region runs from base 364 to 2046 and encodes 560 amino acids. Gene Ontology annotation, biological process: RNA processing.